Messenger RNA from Cyclocybe aegerita, 726 nucleotides. NCBI's taxonomy places the organism in Eukaryota, Fungi, Basidiomycota, Agaricomycetes, Agaricales, Hemipholiotaceae. The record is from the annotation of a GenBank genome assembly.
AUGUACGCAUACACCUCGCGAUCUCUCGGACUCGGACUCGUCUCGUGGGUGCUCGCCCUCGAUGGAUUUGGGCGGGUGUUUGGGCAGCUAAACUCGACGUUACCUAUGACGGUGGGGAUUGGGGACCUUCCGGGGUGUGCGCUGCCGUGUGCGACGACGGCCUCGACGGCUGCUGGCUGUGCCCUAACCGACACAGCGUGUCUAUGCAGUCGCAGCGGGUUCUCGCUCGCUGUCAUCCAAUGUUCACGUCCGCUCUGCCCUGUAGAAGAUCAGAGUACAGUUAGCGGCGUACUAGGGGACCUCUGUGCACAAGUCCCGUCCCAACCUCCCGCAUUGCCCUCGUCCUCGUCCUCCCAAACCUCCCAGACAAGCCGCUCCUUCCCUAGCGCGGUCCCUACCACUUCACAAGGCACAAAUCCACCCUUACCCCCUCCAGCGUCCACACCAACUACCCUGGGCGCUACCACUACUACAAUCUCAACCUUAGGUACCGUCUCCGUCACCUCAACCCCUCCGCUCGCCAUCACUGCGCCGUCCGCUACAACCUCGGGGACGCCACCCCGUCUAGCACCGAGCAGCACGACGGUCGUCGUCCAGACGGUUCUGCUGCCGGGGGCGACGCAGACGGCGGAUCCCAUCUCGGCGGCGUUUGGAAGGCGAGAAACGCUGAGUGGAAGUUUGGGCCUUGUGGUUCUUGCGUUCGCGGUGGGAUGGGUGUUCGUUUAG